This is a messenger RNA of Knipowitschia caucasica, 1503 nucleotides long. NCBI's taxonomy places the organism in Eukaryota, Metazoa, Chordata, Actinopteri, Gobiiformes, Gobiidae. The record is from the annotation of a GenBank genome assembly.
AUGGACUCCCCCAUCACCUCUGUGGAGUCCUUUCGUUUCCUGGGCACCACCAUCACCCAGGACCUCAAGUGGGAGCCGACCAUCAGCUCCCUCAUCAAGAAGGCCCAGCAGAGGAUGUACUUCCUGUGGCAGCUCAUGAAAGCCAAGCUGCCUGCACAGAUGUUGGUGCAGUUCUACACGGCCAUCAUCGAGUCCAUCCUCACCUCCUCCAUCACCGUGUGGUUCGCUGGAGGCACAGUCAGGGCCAAGCAGAGGCUACAGCUGCGCGCUCUGCAGAGAAGUCACACUGCAGAGGACACACAAGCAGACACACAAGCGGACACACUGGGCUGUUCCUCUUUUUCUGUGAAAAUGAGAUCUACGAAGAACCUGUCCUUCCUCAUAUUCGUGGCUUUUGCUGUUUUAUUGCUGUUACUCAAAGAUAAGAACAAUCCUGACAAUGAUACAGUUCAGAAAAGGUUUAAAACAACUAUUGAUGAAAAGGAAACAGCCUCAAAGAUGAGCUCUUACGUUUACUCAUGGCCCAAGUGUGAACCAAACACAUCUGCAGCCAACAUCUCAGGCUUCCACACUCUGCCAGCUCAUAUUCAAAACUUUCUCUUCUACCGCCACUGUCGACACUUCCCCAUGAUCCUGGACAUUCCCGACAAGUGCGGCGGCCCGGGAAAAUCAUCCGACGUUUUUCUAUUUCUGGUCAUUAAAAGUUUACCGGGAAACUAUGAGCGGAGAGAGGUCCUGCGCAAAACAUGGGCCCAGGAACGGAAAGUCAACAAUUUACAGAUCCGAAGGGUUUUUAUCUCUGGGACGUCGGGCGGUGGCGAAGAGAAGAUGAGACUAAACAAGCUUCUACGAGCAGAAAAUAAGUUAUAUUCUGACAUUCUUCAGUGGGAUUUUCAGGAUUCCUUCUUUAACCUCACCCUGAAGCAGAUUCUGUUUCUGGAGUGGAUGGAGAGAAACUGCCCCAAAGCUCGCUUCCAUUUUAAUGGCGACGAUGAUGUCUUUGUCAACACAAACAACAUGGUGGAGUAUCUCCACGACCUCCAGGACAACGAUGGCAGCAAGCAUCACUUUAUCGGGCAUCUGAUCGAGAAUGUAGGCCCUAUCAGAUCACCAGUGAGUAAGUACUAUGUUCCAGUCCAGGUGGAGGAAUCUAACCACUAUCCUCCGUACUGCGGCGGAGGAGGCUUCAUACUCUCCGGCUUCACGGCUUUAGUCAUUUACAACAUGUCCUUGUCCACACGGCUGCUUCCUAUUGAUGAUGUUUACAUGGGCAUGUGUCUGGCCAGGGCCGGCUUACGUCCUCAGGCACACAUGUUAGUGAGGACUGCAGGACUUCACAUCCCGUCCAAAGUGGAUGGACACGACCCGUGCAUUUACAGAGACGUCCUGUUGGUGCACCGCUUCCUGCCCUGGCACAUAUUUCUCAUGUGGGUUCAAAUAAAUGAUCCUGGUCUAAACUGCAGUUCUUCUUCCAACAUUUCCAACACAAGAUGGCAGAAAUGA